Molecule: messenger RNA, 1486 nt
Organism: Bufo gargarizans (Asiatic toad)
Lineage: Eukaryota; Metazoa; Chordata; Amphibia; Anura; Bufonidae
Gene: GJB1
Product: gap junction protein beta 1
Exons: 2
Coding region: 296-1090 (264 amino acids)
Biological process (GO): cell communication
Cellular component (GO): connexin complex
Source: RefSeq, a predicted model, not a curated record
CAGUGAGCCGCUCGUAGGAUUAGAGGUGACAGCCCAAAAAUUCAUGGUUGUCAGAAAAAGGCUGGUCUGAAAGUCCAAGGCAGUGUAACUCACAGGUAAAACUGAGAGAAGUGAAAUAGGAAAUGAAUGCCUGAAGGUGAGAGAAGAAAAGUGGGAUAAAAGGAUGACUGGACCGUCAAGUAAAGGAAUGUAACGAGAAGAAGGAUUGAAAGGAUACAAAAUAGGGACUGUGUCAGAAGUGACAGAAAAAGACUGAAGUGCAGAGUCCACCAGGGAAGAGAAGAGCUGAUACACAAUGAACUGGGCAGGAUUAUAUGGCAUUUUGAGUGGCGUGAACCGCUACUCCACUGGAAUUGGGCGGAUAUGGCUCUCUGUGGUUUUCAUCUUCCGUAUAAUGGUUCUUGUAGUGGCUGCAGAGAGCGUCUGGGGAGAUGAAAAGUCAUCAUUUACCUGCAACACACAACAGCCUGGAUGUAACAGUGUUUGCUAUGAUCACUUCUUCCCUAUCUCUCACAUCCGCCUGUGGGCUCUUCAGCUGAUCAUUGUAUCCACACCUGCUCUUCUAGUGGCCAUGCAUGUGGCUCACCUGCAGCACCAGGAGAAGAAGGUUUUACGUAUGUCUGGCCAUGAUGACCCUAAAGAACUCGCAGAAGUGAAAAAGCAUAAGGUCAGAAUCUCAGGCACUCUGUGGUGGACAUAUACACUGAGUGUGGUCUUCAGAAUCAUCUUCGAAGCAGCUUUCAUGUACCUAUUCUACCUCAUCUACCCUGGUUAUGCCAUGAUACGACUCGUCAAAUGCAGUGCAUACCCCUGCCCUAACACAGUGGACUGUUUUGUGUCUCGUCCCACAGAGAAAACCAUCUUUACAGUCUUCAUGCUCUCAGCUUCAGGAGUCUGCAUUGUUUUAAAUGUAGCUGAAGUUUUCUUUCUCGUUGCUAAGGCCUGUACCCGCAGGAGUCAGAGGCGUGAGGACUCCUACCGGGAUAAGGAGCACCGGCAGAAUGAGAUGAACACGCUGCUAACAGGAGAGGGUCUUAUGAAAAGGUCCCCAGGGAGCCAGGAGAAAGGAGAACAUUGCAUGACAUCCUAGAGACAACACAUCACCACUUAGGUUACUUGGCCAGAGAGGAUAUGGUCAGGUCUCACGCAGGACAAUAUAUGUUUUGACGGCGAAGGGCAAAGACACAACUAAUUUAAAACUGCAAUAUUUGCACAAGAUGCAGACAGUAUGUCCUAAUUCUCAUAGUAAUGUGGGCAUGUAUAUCAUUGUCCUUGUCACCAACCUGCCUAGAUCUUAUGUUCUCCUGCUCAUCUGUCUGAACUGGUGCUUCUUGCAGUAUUUUUGAAUAACAAGGGAGGGGGUGGGGUGGGCCAUUUUUUUUUAAAGGGAUGGGAAGUAGAGGGAGAAAGGCAAAUGUAUUUGUACUGUUAUGGAUUUGAGAUUUUGUUUUAAUAUUUUAUGCGAUUUAUUGUAAAACCACAGAUU